Messenger RNA from Phalaenopsis equestris, 1006 nucleotides. RefSeq names its product leucine-rich repeat receptor-like tyrosine-protein kinase PXC3. Lineage: Eukaryota; Viridiplantae; Streptophyta; Magnoliopsida; Asparagales; Orchidaceae. Gene Ontology annotation, molecular function: protein kinase activity; ATP binding. The transcript is spliced from 2 exons. Bases 81 to 923 code for a protein of 280 amino acids. Gene Ontology annotation, biological process: protein phosphorylation. The record is from RefSeq and is a predicted model, not a curated record.
AUUCUGUUCCGCAGAUUGUUAAUGGCCAUUACAUCACUUCUGAUAGCAAUCACAAGACCAGCAUAGACUUCUCCAAAGCCAUGGAGCUUGUUGGUGAUCCAAGCAACGCUCUGUUUAAGACCAGGUUCUCUACCUACUAUAAGGCAGCCAUGCCCAAUGGAAGAAACUACACUGUUAAAAAAGUUAUUUGGAGCGAGAAGGUCUUACAAAUGGGCAGCCAUGAGAUGUUUGAGAGGGAGCUUGAGGUCCUAGGGAGGCUAAGCAAUUCAAAUAUCAUGGUCCCAUUAGCCUAUGUGUUGACUGAGGACAGUGCCUACUUCUUCUAUGAGCAUAUUCACAAAGGCACAGUCUUUGAUUAUCUUCAUAAAAGCUUUGAAACCGCUCUGGAUUGGCCAUUGAGGUACAGAAUUGCGCUUGGCGUCGCUCAGGGACUCACUUUUCUGCAUAGCUGCAAUCAACCCGUUCUCCUUCUCGAUCUUUCUACAAAGAGUAUUCAUUUGAAGUCCAUGAAGGAGCCUCAGAUCGGCGAUAUUGAGCUUUGUAAGGUUAUAGAUCCCUCAAACAGCACUGGAAACCUCUCCAUUAUAGUUGGCUCAGUUGGUUAUAUUCCUCCAGAGUAUGCAUACACAAUGAGGGUGACAAUGGCUGGUAAUGUUUAUAGUUUUGGGGUGGUCCUGCUCGAGUUGCUGACUGGAAAGCCGCCUGUUAGCGAGGGGAUCGAGCUCACAAAAUGGGCGGUUAGCCAAUCCGCACGGCUUGAUAAAUGGGAGAAAAUUCUUGAUUCAAAUGUCUGCAGCGCUUCGCCUGCAGUUCGCAGUCAGAUGUUAUCUGUUUUGAAAAUUGCUCUGAGUUGUGUUAGUACCUCUCCACAUUCAAGGCCAAAGAUGAGGAAUGUGCUGAGGACUUUGUUCAAUGCAAGAUAGUUAAAGAACUUGAGCUUUGUGUUAAGUUCAUCUUCAGAAUCAAGGCCUUAUCUUUUGAUAUAUUAUUAGGUCAUAUAGUUUAC